Messenger RNA from Planococcus citri (citrus mealybug), 11027 nucleotides. It is a transcript of the gene mv, whose product is annotated as mauve. The record is from RefSeq and is a predicted model, not a curated record. NCBI's taxonomy places the organism in Eukaryota, Metazoa, Arthropoda, Insecta, Hemiptera, Pseudococcidae. Gene Ontology annotation, molecular function: protein binding. The transcript has 25 exons. The coding region runs from base 378 to 10391 and encodes 3337 amino acids.
UCAGAACAUGUAUUGAUCCAACUUGAAACUUCCAAACAGUUCAAACGAAAACGCGAUAGAAAAUUCUUGUGCGUGAAAUAAAUUGUGAAAAAUCCGCGUGUUUCCAAUCAUUUUAGUGUUAAUUAUCAUCAUUGUGCGUCGGUGUUUUUAAAUACCUUUUCAUUCAUUGAACAAAACAUUCGAAAGUUGACAAUUUUGGUGCAGGUAUCGUGAUUUUUUUCUCAUUUGCAUCGAAGUGUUUAUUAUCACAUAGUUCGUUGUAAAUUAGUGACCAUGACUUAUAUUCUUGUGUUGACUAUUUCGUUCAGUUUAAUAACCUAACUAUUCUCUAUUGUUACCGAAUAGUCACGGUGAAACUCCAGUUACCGAAGAGCUGAAUGGAUGCAAUGGAUGAUGCCGAAAGUAAAUUACAAUGUUUGUGGAAUAAAUUCUUGUCUACCGAAAAUGAUUUCAACGAGAAAAAGACCUGGUUGGAUUAUUUCUUGGUUCAUCUUCUUCUCGAGUUUCAAACGAAUAAAAAUAUCAUCAAUAAAUUACAAUACGACGUUUCUGAUGUAUUAGCUCGUGAAUUUAUCUCAGAAGUUCAUCAGGCUUGUUCAGAAUCAAAUGAAACCGAUGAAUUGGCUCCUCUUCGUAAAUAUUUUUUAGAAGAAAGAGGUUGGAGAUGUCUGUCUGUUCUACAGUUAUUUCGCAAUUCGAAAAUACGAACGGCGUUCGAAUUGUCGAAUUUGCUGAUGUCGUUGUACGCGGUUGUUGAAUACGAAGACUGUCUAGGUUGUGAAAAAACCAAUGCUUAUUUGUUGGAUAACGAACAAAGAAAUAUCGACGAUGUUGUGCAAGAUAAAUUGAACACUAUUAAACGCAAGACGAAAAAUUUUCUCCAUAAAUCUAGUCAGAAGAAGAAUUUCAAUUUAUCCAAAUAUGAAAAACGUUUAGCUCUUGAACACGAGCUCGAUUACAAAAACACGUUACGAAUAAAAUCAUUGGAUUCCGAUUCGUUAGACCAAGAUGUCGCUUACACGCCGAAACUUUUCUUAUCACCGUUGGAAAACACUCAAACAUCGGCUUUUUUAUUCGCCAAACAUAACAGAGAUACCAGUUCCUCGACCGAUUCGGUAUUCCAUGCGAAAUCGGAGGAUUCGAUAAAAUUAGAACAUUUUCAAAACGAAGCCGUACGUCAGCUCUUCGACAGACGUAUCAAUUGCUUGGAAUUUCGAUCGUUGAUUCUAAGCUCGCUACAACGCCUCUGCGAAGGCGACAAUUUCAACGUCGACGAAUACGAAGAAAUCAUCAGCUCGGUGAUUAAAUUCACCUUGGAGAAUUUAUGCGUCGUACAGUACCGAUUCUAUAAACAAGAUCACGCGUCUAUUGAAAUCCUGCGGUCUCAGUUAGCCUAUUUAUUAAUCAUUUGCGCCAACGGUACGAAAAAAUGUAAGAAGAUUAUCGAUUCGCUGUCUCAAAACGGCGUCGUACAGAUAUUCUUGCAGCUUUUACAAGAAGUAUGCAAUUCGGUUAAUAAAUGCGAAGAUAGCGUAGCUGUGCAACGUAAUUUGGAUUUCUUGUACAGCUUACUCUACAGCAUCGUUAAUUUGUUCUUCCAAAUACUCAGGCAAGAAAACAUUACCAAGAAUUUGUGCACUUUUAAUAAACUUUAUAGACAGUUUAUCGGAUGCUCCGGCGGUCGAUUAAUCGAGAACAUCAUCAAGACAUUUUUAACGCCGAGACCUUACGUCGACCGUAGCGUUUGCAUUAAACGCGUUAAAAUCAUCGUUACGUUUUUCGGUCUAUUGAUCGUUCGUUUCAAGAAACUACGUCGCAAAGUGAACCGAUUCGAAGAACGUCGAAAUAGCCGUUGCGAUGGCAGAGAAAAUUCUAUCGAUUUGAAUAUGUACAAUCAUCACGAUAACCUGUUCGGUAAAGCGUACAAAGCAUUGAUACUGUCGCCAGCGGCGUUACACGAAAAUUGCUGCAUUACUUCUACUUUCGUCGUUUUGCUGAAAAUUGUCUUAGAAGAUGCGGACGAAGAAUUGACCAGCAGCGUGCUGCGUAUAUUGCUGUAUUGCGGAUGUUGCUGUUGCGUUCCAGUGCAUUGGUUUUUACCCAAGUUACUCAAAUCGUUGAUUAAUCGGAAACCGGCGACGAGAAAUUUAAUAUUGCUAUUUUUCGAACGUAAAUUUUACGCCGAUGUUGGCAUGUGCGAAUACGACGAUUGUCCGCUGUGCAAAGUUGACGAAAAAACAUCGACGACCGACAGAUGGAAAUAUUUGGAAGAGUAUAAAGCUUUAUUAGUGAAUGACGAUUCGAAAAUUGUACGCAUGGUCGGUGGUCAUUUGCUGAAAAUAUUCGGUAAUUUUCACUGCGAUAUUCGACGAUAUUUCAUAUGCAACGUAAUCGGAUCUUUAUUUCGAUUCGCCGAAAAGGAAUAUUCGCGGGAUAAAUCCGCUUACAAAGAUGCCAUCUUGGUUUGUCUGUCGUUGUUCGGCGAUGCCAACGUGUAUCGCGAUUUUUCCACCGAAAUCGACGACCUGUUGCAGAUGAAAGAUGUACGUAAUCUACUUCAAGAUGGCAAUUUCACCGAUUUAUGCAGUCGGAUUCUAGAAACUCGUAUCAUGUGUAAAUUAUCCCAACUGGAAGCCGCACCCGAUUCUUUUACACCGGUUUUACUCGAAACAUGUACCACCGAAUUGACUGUGCUGAUGAAAACCUUCGACGAUUAUUACGACGAAGUUACGAAAACCGUGAGCGAUGAAAAUCCAGCCAACGGUGCCCCACCGAAAGACUGUAGAGAACUGUUACAUAAAUUGAGAGCUGUCACGUGCACGUUGGAACGUUUGAUAGUUCGCAGCUCGAUCAUAAAGUUAUAUUUUAGAUUCGGCCCUGCCAAAGAGAAAUUUCAAAAUGUUCUGUUCCUAAUUUUGAAAACGUUAUCCAAUGAAGAACCCGUGCUAAGCGGUAAUUCGAAAAAUAAAGAUAUAUCGGUCGACGACGUUCGUCUCAAGCUGACGCAACCUUUACUCGUGAUCUGUUUGUGUUUAUUCGAUGACACAAGCAUCAUCGAAAGCCGCGUCAAGGAGUUACUAAACGACGCGCUGAAAGCUGGCAAAAUAUCCAUCAAGCAAGUUUGCGACUCGUUGUUAUCCCUCGAAAGAAUGGAGAAUUUCCACAAAGAAGAGUGGAACUGCCCGACUACGGCUUCUAUAUUCGAAAACGACGUGAAUUACGAUAACGACGGUUACGAAGCCGACGACGAAGUGAUAUCUUGGUCCAAUGUAGAAAACGCAUUCUCGGAAGUAUCCGAAGAAGACGGAGACGGAUUAGUUUCGUUGUUGGAUAAUUGCUCGAAAUCUUCCUUGCUUUAUCCUACCAUUUGUACGAUCGCAGUGGACCUGAUUAACGCUUUGAAAGUCGAUCAGUGUACCGAAGAGACUCUGUACUGUUUACAUCAUAUCACGGUGGUUUGUAAGAAAAACCCGGAUAUUUGUUUGGAACUCACGAAACACGGCGUCGCUUCGAAACUUCUGGAUAAACUACAAGAGAGUUUGGCUGAAGAGCUCUUGACCCCGGAAGAGACCGAUGUGCAGUACGCUAUUACGCAAUUCCUCGCCGUCUUGUUUUAUUACAGAGUCGAACGUCACGAAUUGGCGAAAUUUUUCGAUUUCUUGCGAAUCACUCGUGCUCCAUUCGAUCAUCUGUUGAACGCUUUGCUGUCAGUGGUGAAUAAAACUUCUUCCGAGGCUCAACCGUCAUAUUAUUUAUCCUUCCCUGUAACGCCGAUGGAUCAAACUUUAGAAUCUGACGACCCAGCCGAAGCUUUAGCUCUGUCUAUGCGCGAAAUACAAAAACACGCUUCGGUCGCUUCACCUUGGGUAGUCUGCGGAUUGACUCUACCGUUGAACACGAACCUAGAUUGGUGCAUUUGGUUGACCGGAUUCUCGACUUCGUUUUGGUUGAAAUAUACUCCGGCUUCGGGAGAAUUUCGUAAAUACGUCGAUCGUAACGACGAAACGAAGUAUCGAACUUAUCGUAAAGAACACGAGGACGGUAAUAACGACGGAAUGAUCCAUAUCAUAUCGGUUGGAUACGAUACCCUGUUAUUGGAAACGUGGGUCGAUGAGAGCACUUGCUGUUUCGUAGUUCGAUUAGCUCGACCGGAAGGUAACACGUUCGAAAUAUUGUCGCAGGCAACGUUUCAAAAACCCCUAGACGACGGCAACUGGCAUCACGUUGUGUUAAAUGUCAAAGACACGAUGAAACAGCAAAAAAUCGCUCUGGAAAUAUCUCUUACGAUCGACGGUCUGUACGAAGAAACUCGUUAUUUGAUAUUUUUGGGUAUUUUUAUGCGUAAAGUUCGACCAGCUUGUAUAAUGGUCGGCGACACGCGAACGUCGUUGAAAAGUCGUUACACGAUCGGUAAUUUCAUGAUGUUCAGAGCGGCUAUUUUGUCGAAAGAAUGCUGCUUAACGAUCCGAGCCUUCGGACCGGAUACAGAAAACGUUAUUACAUGUUCGGCGAACGCUUCGAAACCAAAUUUCGUCGACUUAAUGUGUAGCGCGAGCUACGCCCUUCCUGCGGAUUUCAGCGUCGCCAGAUUAAUCAAACAGUACGACGAGAACAUGAAACAAAUGCAAGACAACGUUUUGAUCACAUUCAGUCCGAGAAAUCCGGAAUAUUUUCAUUAUUAUACGCAGAACGACGUCAACAACACCGUAUCCGUGUCCAUGUUCCCUCCAGCUACUCCGACGCUCUUCAAAAAAACCAAAUAUAAUUUUAGAAUAAAUCAAAGAGUCAGUCGACCUAUGAAAACCGUCAUUUUGGCUUCAAUGGCGGCCGAACAACGUAAAACAUUUUCCGCUUGCAUUCACGAACUCGGCGGAUUCCCGUUCUUGGCUUACUUGUUCGCUAAACUAGUCCAGUCGUGUCAACUCGAAAGAACUCAAGGCGAUGCUCUGAAACUAGUCAUUAAAUCGUGUUUCUCCGACGUACGACUGUGUUCGCAAUUCCAUUCCUAUAGCGGAUAUAUCGUUCUGGGCAAGGUACUCACAUCAUCAAAUUUCAAACUGGGUCGUCGAGCCUUUGCCGAGUUGACUAACGCCAUGUGUAGCCAAAAGAACUACUUCAUCGGUGAGCUGGAAGAGCUGCAUUUGAAAACCGACGCGUAUAUUUGCAAUCCGGACAUCAUAACGAAUUUAUUACUUCCGUUAUGGCAACAAUGGGAAAAAGCCGACCCUAAUUUAAUGAUCACGUUGUUCAGAGGGCUGCAUUCGUUAAUCCUCGGUACGAAUUUAUACAAGCAACUAAACAUGGAACAGCUGAUAUCGGUUAAUAUAAUAGAAAAAACCUUGGACAUGUGUAAAGAGAAAUUUGUCUUGGAGGAGAAAUCAGAAAACGUGAAUCGAGACCUUUGCGCGGCCAUUUUAGGUUUCAUUAAAACCAUGAUAGGCUCUCCUCCGUCAUCCGACCACGUAAAAUCCAUCAUCGAUUACCUUUUCGUCGUCCAUCCGACAUCUCAUUCGUUCUGCACACAUUCGGCGAGCGGUUUCUACUUCUUAUUCAGUUCCUUAUCGCAAGGUAAAUUCAAAAGAUCCACCGAAUCGAAUGGAAUAUCGGAAGAACACGAAGUAGCCCAUGACGAAGACGACGACGAAUCCGUCUACAGGUCAUCGAUUAGCACCAAAGAAACGCGUAACGGUAGACGAAACGACAACCAUGUUCCGUACAGUCGCAGUCUUAGUAAAUCGUUGGUGGAUUUGCAAGAAAAAAGACAAAUGAUUAACGAUUUUUUGAAAGGUACCGCUGCCGUCCAUGCGCCCAAAUCCGAAGACGAAGAUAAAGUCACCGAUUCCGGUAUCGUCGGAAGUAACGGCGCCACCAACGAACCGUCAACUGAGCUUUGUAGUUUUGGCUCGUUACCACAGUUGACCGAAACCGAUAGCGAAUACGGCGUUUCGUAUUUCGUACCUGAAAUGAAGAACUCGGCAACGCAGAGAUGUUCGACUCAUUUCUACAAGUACAUCAGUCCUACGCUGACUGGACGUUGUAAUACCAACUUUUUCGCCAAUCAGAUCGACGCGAAUUAUAAAGACGAGUGUAAUCAGUACAUUAUAUCGACUGGUUUAUUGAAUUUAAUACACGAUACGAUACUCGUACUGCCAGAUAGUCUGAUUGGUAAUAUUUUCAAAAACAUCAUCGAUUACAAGUUGUUCCUCAUCAUGGCCAAUCAUCCGAACGUUACCGUACGUAACGCUGUAGUAAAAACGUUGCUGGCUUGGCUAGUCCGCUGCGACGAAGAAGAAACCGUCAAAUUCGUCAUGCAAAUGAAAGGUUUCUAUCAUUUGGCUAAUCAGCUAUCGAUGUAUUCGGCCAACGAAGAACUGGUCAACAGCUGUAUCUCGUUGAUGGCUCGUUGCCAUUGGGAUGCCUUGGAUCAAGUCGACGAAAUGGAAGAUUUAACGUUACCUUCGUUACAUUUCUCAGCGCUACCGCCUCUUUUGGCUAUUUUUCCGGGAACGUUGCACGACGUGAAUUUGGCCUUGAGCGUAGUUCGGUUUUUCCGAUUGUUAAUCAACAAAGUUCCUCAAGCUUUGAAAAAACUCAUCGAAAAUGGUAUAGUGGAAAGUCUAGUCAAAACCAUUCUAUUGCUUAUACACUCGGAUGGAAGUAACGGCAGUAUCGAAGGAAAUAGCGUAUUGCUGAGCGAUAUCAUCGACCUGUUUAGCUUGAUCAUGAGUACCUGUGUACAAACACCGGGCGUAUUGUAUUUACAAAUUUUAAACGAAAUAGUCUACAAAUGUAGAUACCUCGAAGUUACGGAAGAAGCUGUUUGUGGAAUGGAAGAAGAAUGCGUGCAAAUUAUUCACAACUUGCAUUGCAGCGUUUUGAAGGCCGGAUUGGAUACCAUAUUGCAGUUGAUCGAUAUUUAUCAUUCUCAGGAUUUCAUGAAAGGUCGCAGAUCUCCUUCGUUUUUAACCUCCAUGACCGGAUCCAUGUCUGCUAGUUUGUCGAGCAUUCCAAGUAGUAUCAUGUCAUUCGCAUCUUCAGCAGCGAAUAAGAAGCAUCUCCCUCGAAGCGAACUAAUCGACCGAUAUAAAUUACUAAUAAACCGAGCAACGGAAUAUUUACAAUUCUCCUCUUCUUCAGUGGUUACCGAUAAAGAUGUAAAAUUUGCGUGCCAUUUAUUCGCUACUUUAAUUAACGGCGUUUCAAAUAUCGUUCAAAACAAACCCUAUAUUAGAAUCGGAUCUCCUUGGAGUUCAGUGUUCUGGUCGGCCAGAGAAACAUUGAGAAACCAAGCUUCGAAUUUAUUAAUUUGGAUGUUAGCUCCUGUGCGACCAGUUCAUUUGCGAAUGUACGUUAUUGAAGUGUUACUAAAUGAACCGAAAGCCAAAGAUAUUAUAUCUACUUUAGUAUUUACCAACGUUGAGACUGAACAAAGAUUUACCGUAUUUUUAUGGCACCUGAUGUACUCGAAAAGUUGCGAUUUAUCCGAAACAGACGCCGAACUCUGCGAAGAUUUUAAAAACUGCCUACAAGAAUGGGAAAUAAUAUCGCCUCAAGCUAUAGGCACAGCCGACGACAGAUGGCAAUUCGAAGUAUCGGCCGCAAUGAGAGAAUUAUCAGUCGUAUAUUGGGGAUUAGAAAAAGGCCAACAGGAUGCAGUUUACAAAUGCGUGUACAAGUGGGAAUCUUUAUCGAAAAAAAUAUCGGAAACUGCUAUCUCGAUAUCGGCUGCUGUCUCCGAACGUCAAGGAAAAGAAAGGAAAAAAUUAUUGAACGGUAUGCGCGAUAAAUAUCGACUUCACGUCGAAGCCAGAACCAAAUGGAGACAAAUAGUUCAGCAGAUGACUCACGAACGUGCUCCUUGGUUCGAUCCUGAUUCGUAUCCCGAUUGCUGGGAGCUUGACCCAACCGAAGGUCCGGCCAGAGUUCGCAAAAGGUUAAGAAGAUGUAGAUUAAACAUCGAUAAGAAGUAUUUCAAAUCGGAAUAUACGAGUAAAAUAAAAGAUAAUUACACGACGCCGCUAUCUUAUCUGUUCGAGAACAACGACAUACAAUCUAUGUAUACGGUCGCCCUUGAUAGCCUGUCUAUGGACGACACCAUUACUCAUAUGUGCUACGCUACCAACGUUCAGCCAAGCUGCGAAUUCGACGGUGAACUGCUGAUCGGCGCCAAAAAUUUAUAUUUUAUCGCUACGCAUAUCAGCGAAAAAAACGUCACCGUCACAGAAACUGAUCAAUUUUCGUUUAUCGUUAAAUUCGAAGAAAUUAAAGAAAUUCAUAACAGAAGAUUCCAAUUGAAAGAAAGAGCCAUUGAAAUAUUCCUAUUGAACGGCAAAACGUAUCUAAUUGCGUUUAAUUCUCAAAUUGAAAGAGACAACUUCAUCAGUGCUCUCGGCGAAUGCUCGUUACCGAACCGAAUCGUCAGCGAUAUGCUUCUCAGCGACGCUGUCGAUAAAUGGAAAGAAGGUCACAUCUUGAAUUGGGAAUAUCUAAAGACUCUGAACAAAAUGGCCGGCAGAUCGUAUAACGAUUUAAUGCAGUAUCCCAUCAUGCCAUUUAUUCUGGCCGAUUAUAAAAGCGAAUCGAUUAACAUCAGAGAUCCCAAGAUUUAUAGAAAUUUAAGUAAACCGAUGGCAGUUCAGGAUAAAAAGAAAGAAAUAUAUUUCGUUAAUCAUUACAACUAUUUGAAAAAUGAAGGCACGACGAAUCAAAAUAUAACUUCGUUCAAGCAGCAACCCUAUCAUUAUGCCUCGCAUUAUAGUAAUUCUGGAACAGUAUUGCACUUUUUAUUAAGACUACCUCCGUAUACUCAGAUCUUCUUGCAGUACCAGGAUAACAAUUUCGAUUUACCAGACAGAACAUUCCAUUCAUUAGAAACCACUUGGCGAUUAACGUCUUCCGAAUCGACUACAGACGUCAAAGAACUAAUUCCAGAAUUUUUCUAUCUACCAGAAUUUCUAUUAAACCUCGAAGGUUUUAAUUUCGGAGUACGUCAAAAUGGCGAAAUGGUGGAUAACGUCAAGUUACCAUCUUGGGCUAAAGGAGACGCUCGAUUAUUCGUUCUCGUGCAUAGGCAAAUUUUAGAAUCCGAAUUCGUUCGUGAAAAUUUACCUCACUGGAUUGAUCUCGUAUUCGGUUACAAACAAACUGGCAAAGAGGCUGUAGAUGCUAUCAAUGUCUUUCACCCAGCCACUUAUUACGGUUUCGAUUCCGAUUCGAUUCCGGAUUCUUUAGAAAAAGCAGCUUGGGAAACAAUGGUGAAGACGUACGGACAAACUCCUCGACAACUUUUCCGUACAUCUCAUCCAAUGGUUGUGCAGACUUUAUUACGCGAUGGUGACGACGAUGUUCCAGUUGUGAAAGGUGUUAGAGGAUUGAAAUGGGGUAAUUAUGUCGGAUCACCUUCGAAAGCGGUUCCUACGAUUGUGUGGAAUAAUUUUCAUUCUAGUCCUGUAGCUUUAUUAGUACCUUUGAUUACGAACGACGUGUUUGGAUUACCGGAGCAAACUUCUCUACUCUUAUCCUACAGCAAAGAGCGUUCGGUGAAUCUAGUCAACGAAGGAAUUACCCUUCUGGGAGCAGCUCUUCUAUCGUGGGGUCAUUUAGACGGUAUUGUACGAAUCAAAGAACGUAAAGAGCAGCCUCAAAUGCCGUUCAUAUUCUGCCCUCCGAAAGAUCCAGUUUCCGUUUGUUCGACUACUCCGGACUGUCCUUAUAUUUGGAUCGGAUUGACAUCUGGAAAUAUAUUAGUUUUCAAGUACACGUUUAAUGUGGACAACGGAGGCGUCGACGUUGAUUCGGAACCGAUCACCUUACUCGGUCAUCAGAAAAAAAUCAACAAUAUUUAUCUCUCGCACGCGUUCGGAAUCGCCGUCUCAGUCAGCGACGAUGAAAAUACCAUUAUUUGGGAUCUGAACGAGUUGAUUUAUAUCAGAUCCAUAAGUAGCGAUAAAUUACCGGUUAAACUGGUGGCUGUCAGUGAAACGCUUGGUGAUAUCGCGACUGUUUGUUACGAUGAUGAUAACGGCGAAGAUUGUCUAUUACGUUUGCAUACGGUCAACGCAACUCUAGUCAGGACUAUGAAUUUAUCUAUACCAGUUACCGCCUUGUGCUUUUCAACUGCUCCGGAAGGUGUCUCCGUUAACGUCAUUGCGACUGGUCACGCAAACGGAAUGAUUAGCUUAUGGAGUACUUGGAACUUUUUACCUGUUCGAACUAUCAUCAAUGAGUCUACCGAUUGUCCUGUGAUUGGAAUAACGUAUUCUUACGAUUCACAACAUUUAUACGCCUCGUAUAGCGAUGGAAACGUAUUCAUCUGGGAAAACGCCAAUUCGAACGGAACGAUCAAAACACCCAAAUUUUUAAAUCUCACCACUGUGAAUUGUUCGCAUUGAUUUCUGUCCAUUCUCAUUACAAACCGAUAUCUGUGAUGUAUCUAAAAUACUCAGAUCAUCUUUCUUUUUUUCUCUCUCUCUUCGCAGUAUCUUUUAAGCAGUAUUUUAUUAUUUAUAAGCCAUUUACCAAAGCUGUAUUACGUUUUCUCCUCUCUAUUAUAGAUACCCAUUUGGAUAAACGUUUAGAAAUUGUGUCUAUGUGAUGUUGUGAUUAAAUGUGUAAGUUUUUGUGGUAUAAAUGUGUGUGCAGAAUGUGACAAUCGUCUGGUUACGAUGAUCGAAUAAGACUACGCGAAGUGUUGUGACAUUGAUAUCCGUAUUUAUUUUUAAAUCUAAAUGUAGUUUUAACGAACCUGUAUCGGCUGUAUCGCCAUGCCUUUCCAGCACUUGUUUCCUUUUCCUAUAUAAUUUUAAUACUUAUUUAAGAUUUAAUUCCAAAAAUGUGCUCGGGCGUGACCGUUUUCCCUUCUUUUUUUUUUAACUUAUAUUUUUAUACGUGCAAUUUAUUUAUUAUGAUUUAAUGUAUUUAUUUUACGCUUAGGCCUAUUUUUUCGGCGUUGUUCUCAUUAUAUUUUCUCAUUCGUUGUGUUGUUCUUGUUUUGGCUAAAUUUCUCUUAAUAAAUAUAUAAUGGAGUA